AUGACAUCCCGUAAUGAUUUCCAUCAGACUCGCUACAUACGGAUGGUUAUUGAUUCAGAUCAGUUACCAUGGGAAUAUAAUAUUCUUGCCAGUUUAGCACACUGGAUGUUGCUUGCGGGAUAUCUGGUCAUUCCCGGAACAUUUACAUCAUUGCAGAAGUCAGAUGCACUGAAACAAGGACUGAUAAAAGACAAAACUGGGGAGGCUAUUCUGAACACUAUACAGAAUCCACCGCUACUAGCUACAGCUAGUGUCUUCUUCCUGAUUGGUUGUGCUAUCAUGUCAUGGCUAUAUUGGCGAUUCCAACACAAUUACAUUUGGCUUGUCAACAGUCCAACUCUACUUAAUGCCCUGGCGGGGCUUUUGACAACAAUCAUCAACAUAUACACUGCAAAAAACGGCGAUUGGUCAAUCAUGGCGCUUUUGACCUUCAUAGCUUCAAGCCUGUCCAUGGCCUCCUCUGUUAUUCUUAUAUACAUCUAUAAGUUUAGAAAGCUUAAGAUGGUAAUAGAGGAGCAUCUUCGUGAGGUUGAAUUUCAGACUAACAGGGUUAAUCCAUGA
Penicillium verrucosum is the source of this 561-nucleotide messenger RNA. RefSeq lists its product as uncharacterized. Lineage: Eukaryota; Fungi; Ascomycota; Eurotiomycetes; Eurotiales; Aspergillaceae. The coding region runs from base 1 to 561 and encodes 186 amino acids. The record is from RefSeq and is a predicted model, not a curated record. The transcript is spliced from 2 exons.